Austrofundulus limnaeus is the source of this 3080-nucleotide messenger RNA. It is a transcript of the gene itih6, whose product is annotated as inter-alpha-trypsin inhibitor heavy chain family member 6. The record is from RefSeq and is a predicted model, not a curated record. NCBI's taxonomy places the organism in Eukaryota, Metazoa, Chordata, Actinopteri, Cyprinodontiformes, Rivulidae.
GGUGCAGGGGGAGGUGUUCUCAGAGGAGCAGGAGUGUGGACCCCUCAGCAGUCUGAGGAAAAACAAGCCGCUCGCUGCUCGGGUCAACCUGCCAGGACUGACGCCAACGUCCCACUGAACUCCAGCUGCCGGACCUUGUCCUUCCCACCUGCUGCACAUCCUCUUCAUCAGAACUGUCUCCAGGUGGUUCUCACAUGGUGCCGAGCCGGGCAGGUUUGAGCUGAGCUGAGGAGACGGUGUAAAAUGUGACCAUCCCUGUUUGGAUCUGUCAGACCGAAGAUUUUUUUUAUUAUUAUUUCACAGCAUCAAACCAGGAUGUUUUUAAAGGUUCCCUUUGUUUUCCUUUGUCUCUGUCUGAAUCUGCAUGAAGCCUCAUCCAAAGACUAUGAGGCCCACCUGAGCAGAACUUUUCUUUUCCAGGCUGAAGAUGACAGAUUACCAUGUGAAGUGCACGGUGGUGUCCCGCUACGCUGUGACCACAGUCCAGAGUUCAGUCUGGAACCAACUCCCCAUCACUAAAGAGGCAGCCUUUGAAGUGGACCUGCCCUCCUCUGCUUUCAUCUCCAACUUUACCAUCACCUCCAGCAGGAAGGAGUACGUGGCCCAGGUGAAGGAAAGAGCUGCAGCCAGGAGAAUUUAUGACGCUGCCAAGAAGCAAGGAAAAACAGCUGGACUCGUCGCGACAAAAGAGAGGGAGACUGAGAAGUUCCGUGUGGCGGUGAGCGUACCUUCAGGAGCUCAGGUGUCCUUCCUGCUGUCGUACGAGGAGCUGCUGCCUCGCCGACUCGGCCGCUACGAGCUCAGUUUGGGUUUGAGGCCCGGGCAGCUGGUCCAGAACCUCACCCUGGAUGUUAGUAUUCAUGAGAGGACAGGCCUUAGUUUUAUCAAUGUCCUUCCUCUGAAGACGAGCCGCCUGCUCUCAAACACAGCUCCAGGUGGUGCGAGCCCCCCUGCCUCCACUCGUGUUGAGCAGAGCACCAGCUGUGCCAGAGUUUCUUACAGUCCCACUCUACAGCAGCAAAGCAGCGUAUCUUCUAAAGGUCUAAAUGCAGAUUUUAUCAUCCAGUAUGAUGUGGACCUCAGGGACCUUAUGGGUGAUGUCCAGGUGUAUGAUGGCUACUUUGUUCAUUAUUUUGCACCCAGAGGACUUCCUGUGGUUCCAAAGGAUGUUAUAUUUGUCAUUGACAUCAGUGGCUCCAUGAUAGGCACUAAAAUCAAGCAGACCAAGCAGGCCAUGAACACCAUCCUGGGAGACCUGAGAGAAGGAGACCACUUCAACAUCAUCACCUUCUCAGAUAAGGUUCACACCUGGAAGAGAGGCCGAACGGUGCGAGCCACUCGCCACAACGUACAAGAAGCCAAAGAGUUUGUGAGGAGGAUGAUUGCAGAAGGAUGGACCAAUAUUAAUGCAGCUCUGCUGUCUGCUGCUCAGCUCAUCAACCCUUCAUCCUCUGGAUCCUCCAGCCACGUUGCUCCCCGUCGAGUUCCUCUCAUAAUUUUUCUCACAGAUGGGGAAGCAACCACCGGAGAAACAUCUGGUGACACAAUCCUCCAUAAUGCCAAGAAGGCAUUAGGCUCAGCCUCUCUCUUCGGCCUGGCCUUUGGUGACGACGCAGAUUUUCUCCUUCUGAAGCGUCUGGCUUUGGAGAACCGAGGUGUAGCCAGGUUGGUGUACGAAGAUGCAGACGCAGCUUUGCAGCUAAAAGGCUUCUACGAUGAAGUGGCCAGCCCUCUGCUGUCAGACGUCCAGCUGACUUACCUGGAUGAUCAGGCCUUUGAUGUCACCCACUCUUUGUUUCCAAACUACUUCCAAGGAUCUGAGCUGGUUGUAGCAGGGAGGGUCAAACCUGGGAUCGGAGACUUUAAGGUGUCGUUAUCAGCUGUAGAUUCAAAACAGCACAUAAAGUUGGAGAAUGGUGUUCCUAUUUCCUGUUCAACAGAAAACCGAGCUGCAAGCUCUGUGGAUUGUUUGGAGGGAUUAGAAGGGAUGUCUACCUUUGUGCAUCGUCUUUGGGCGUACUUCACCAUCAAAGAGCUGCUCCUCGCCAAACUGAAUGAAACUGACCCUGCAACUCUAAAGCUACUGACUGACAAAGCAACCAAUCUUUCCCUCAAAUAUAACUUUGUAACCCCAGUCACCUCUUUAGUUGUUGUGAAGCCUGAUGCAGAUGAAGCAGCUCACACUCCAACGACAACAAUACCCAUGACUUCUGGCACUUCAGCCACAGCAGCAACCAUGGCUCCCACCAAGUUAUCAGCUGAAAGUGUUGCAAAGAAGCCUGCUUUGACCUCGAACCGCAGUGCUAACAAAUACAAACCCAACCCUCCUCGCCCACCCACAAACACCCUGAACAGAAAAAAGAACUCUUUGCCAACGUCUGGAUCAAAUAUAGUGUCAUCCAGGAAAGUAAACGCAACUUCAAGCCCCGCCCACAUCAGAACUCCCCCAGCAUCAUUUUCUGGGAAAAAGCCGAUUGAUUCUCCAAAUGCUGUCAUUCCUCCUUCAUCUGGAAAGAUACCCUCAGCUUGGCCUAAUAUUCUAAGAAUAGCACAACCUCCUUCACCUGGAAGAGUUUCCAGUUUGACACCAAAUGCCACCCUCUCAACAACUAUAAGUAUGCUAACAUUUAGUACCAGCGCCUCACCAGCACGCAGCUCCAGUACUGACUCUGGAGUCCCAUAUGGAGAAACAUCCACCAAACAUGUCAGUCCUGUGAGGACAACUCCCCCUGCUAUCUCAGGGACAGAGACCACCACCUCAGCCCCAGAUCUUCAUCAACCCAGGAGUGUUCCACACAAGCUGUCUGCUCUCACUUCUCUCCUCCCAGCUGCAGCUCCAGCUGUGACAAACAACACCACUAACUCAGACCCUGACCUGAGCAUUGCCACCUUGCUGUCAGGUACCUUUGUUCCUAUGCCUGGUGUAACUGCUGAGACGGGCUUUUGGGAAGCAGCAGGGGUCCAGGGUGAGUUACACACCAUCCUGUUUGUGGUGCAGUGGAUCCACCUCACACCUUAGUCAGUUUGGACACGUGUGUCAAUUUCCUGUCCUCUUAACAAGAUGGAUGGAUGGAUGGAUG